UUCAAUGGCAAACUCAACACACUCAAUUACACCACCAUGAUUGCUUUCGGAUAUACAGUCAGAAUGAACUGGGAUCUGCCACACGAUACAAAAAAUCGAUUUUUGUUCUUCAAAAGGGAUAUUCACGAAGAUAUUGAUGAUAUACCAGACCGAUUGGCUUCUCAAGGAUUUUCCUGCGUACUCAACCACGUUUGCAAAAUAGUUUCGACAUUCAAGGAAUUUGAAUCUUGUGGAUUUUUCUGUGAAAUUGGCAAAAUAAUUUCGAGGGAAACUGGACUGGAAGCAAACUUCUUUAAGAAUUUAAUUAGUAGAUGUGACUAUUACGAGAAAAUAUGCCCUCAUCACAAUCCUCCGGUAACCGUCGUUAGUUAUGGUUGAAGACAUUUUAUAAAUUGAAUAAAUAAAUGAAUAUUGGUG
Messenger RNA from Leptinotarsa decemlineata (Colorado potato beetle), 417 nucleotides. RefSeq lists its product as uncharacterized. NCBI's taxonomy places the organism in Eukaryota, Metazoa, Arthropoda, Insecta, Coleoptera, Chrysomelidae. The record is from RefSeq and is a predicted model, not a curated record.